Molecule: messenger RNA, 1990 nt
Organism: Daldinia loculata
Lineage: Eukaryota; Fungi; Ascomycota; Sordariomycetes; Xylariales; Hypoxylaceae
Product: MFS general substrate transporter
Exons: 5
Coding region: 392-1990 (532 amino acids)
Biological process (GO): transmembrane transport
Molecular function (GO): transmembrane transporter activity
Source: RefSeq, a predicted model, not a curated record
UAUAUCGUAACCAUAAUAAACCCAGGGGAGUUUUACUCCAGCCCUUAUUCCGGUAUAGGCUUCAAUUCUCGAUGUUAGCCCGAUGUUUAUCCUGGUUUCACCAACUUCAAGGACGAACUUAUCCCGUACGUAUUGCCGGAGGUAACUACCUGUCUCACGGACUUAGAAGCUCCAAAGUCCUCUUUCGCUUUCUGGAUCUAGUGUUAUUUUACGAAGUGGUGUGGCUGAUAUUAUUACUGCUGUUUUUCUGGCCGUCCUUGGCAACAUAUAUCAUGGCAUCGAUUAUCCCGAAGUUGUCGUGCUUUGAUAAUGUGACCCUAUAGUCGACUUUACUAUUAGGCUUCAGAUACCUCUCGACUAAAAUGAUUAGAAAUAUCUGCCGUAUUUCAGAAUGUUUGAUAUCAAGACUACCGACGACGGCCUCAAACCGGCCGCCGGAAAGCCGUCUCACUUCACACUAGUCUUGUCGCAGACGCACAUGACGCCGGAGGUCACUGCAUACGUAUACCCCGGUUCCGGCACGGAAGAAGACCCGUAUCUCGUAGAUUGGAUGCCCGGCGACGCGAAGAAUCCGUACGAGAUCGCCACCGGCACGAAGUGGUGGAUGAUUAUCAUCCUGGCCUUCGGCACGCUCUCCGUGUCGCUCUCUUCCAGCGCCUUCCCGGGAAGCUUGCGGCAGAUCGAAAGUGGCUUCGACGUUGGGUCGGAGCUUUGGCAUCCUCAGCGUCUCGUUCUGUAUGGUCGGCAGAUUAUCUACGCUGCUAUGUUCUUUUUAACUACACUUUUUGGCGGUGCGUCGAUAGCUAGCCCUAACAUCCAGACCUUGUUGGUGUUGCGUUUCUUCGCCGGCGCUUUUGGCUCCUCGUCUAUCGUGAAUUCGGGCGGUGUCGUCUCUGAUAUCUUCGUCGCUAGGGAACGUGGUCUUGCUGUGAUGGUCUACACGAUUGCCCCUUUUGUCGGUCCGACGUUAGGUCCUAUUUGCGCUGGUUUUCUCGCGCAAAGCGGUGGGUGGAAGUGGGUUGAUGGCUUGACAGUCAUAUUCAGCGGUGCCAUGUUCAUCUUAGGGGUUCUAUGUCUUCCUGAAACCUAUACCCCCUAUCUUCUUAUUCGCCGCGCUAAGAAGCUGUCAAAAAUCACUGGAAAGGUAUAUGCGAGUAAACUUGAGGCUGGGAAACCCAAGAAGACCGCCGGCGGUGUCUUCCGGAAUGCAAUUGCUCGGCCUUGGAUCCUUCUUUUCUUCGAACCUAUAGUAUUAGUACUUUCGAUCUAUGCUUCGAUCGUUUAUGGGACACUUUAUCUUAAUUUUACAGCAUUUCCCAUCGUAUUCGAGCAGGAGCGGCGAUGGUCUCAAGGAAUUGCUGGUCUCUCAUACUUGGGUAUUAUGAUUGGCCAAUUUCUUGCCAUGUUCUUCUACAUCUUCCUCGAAACCCGAUACCGAAAAGCGAUCGCUAAGGAUCCCACUAAAGCAACACCCGAAGCUCGAUUAGCACCCGCUAUGAUCGGAGGAGUACUGCUCCCGAUCAGCCUUUUCUGGUUCGCUUGGACUACGUUUCCGAAUAUCCAUUGGGCUGUGAGUAUUGUCGGUUCGAGCUUCUUUGGAUUCGGCCAGGUCCUGCUCUUCAUCAGUUUGUUCAACUAUAUGAUUGACGCGUAUACUAUAUUUUCUUCCUCUGCUUUGGCGAGUAGUGCCAUUCUGCGAGCAUUAUUCGGCGCUGCUUUUCCAUUAUUCACGCCCAUUAUGUACCAGAAUCUUGGGGUACAAUGGGCUUCGUCGAUACCGGCUUUCUUAGCUCUUGCUUGUGCCCCGAUGCCCUUCUUAUUUAAUAGGUUUGGUAAAUGGCUUCGCGAUCGGAGCAAGUACGCUCAAGAGGCCGGCAGGAUUGUGGAUCAUAUCCUCAGACCGCAAGAGGUGGAAAGAGAAACAAAAGAUCCUGCGAUGGUUAUACACUCGCAACAUAUUACAUUGCCUCUUUUAACGAAACGAGAUUAG